GCCGGCCCCCUCCUCACGCGCUCCCUGGCCCGGGACUGCCGGCUACAAUGUAGAGCCGUCGCGCGCCUCUCCCCGGCGCAGCGCCCGCAACACUGGCUCGCUCGCGCCUGGCGCAAAGUUGCAGGGUCCGCCUCCGCCGCGAUGGAGCCAGUGAGCAUUGAUAACCUCUCCAUUCUGUACCAAAGCACCGACUUCAUUGUGGUCAACAAACACUGGGACGUCCGCAUUGACAGCAAAAUGUGGUACGAAAAGCUCACCCUGCAGAGUCAGCUGAAAUACCGCUUCCCUGAGCUCGCCGACCCCGACACUUACUACGGCUUCCGGUUUUGCCAUCAGCUGGAUUUCUCCACCAGUGGGGCCCUUUGCGUGGCCCUCAACAAGGCAGCUGCUGGGAGCGCAUACAAAUGCUUCAAGGAACGGAUGGUGACCAAGGCCUACCUGGCACUGGUGAGGGGCCAUGUUCAGGAGGCGAAGAUGACAAUCCAUUACGCCAUUGGGAAGAACACGACAGAAGGCUUGACCCACAUGAUGUGCACUGAAGGGACUCAGGGUUGUGAGAACCCCAAACCUUGCCAGUCAGAGCUAACAGUACUGGAACAUGGCCUUUAUAGCGGCGAUCCAGCGACAAAAGUGCUCCUGCAGCCAUUUACAGGAAGAACCCACCAGCUCCGGGUCCACUGCAGCGCCAUUGGCCACCCGGUAGUCGGUGACUUUACGUACAGCUUUAAGAAGGACAGCGGCCCUUACCGCAUGAUGCUCCAUGCCUACUACUUGCGCAUCCCGACCGGCAAGGAGCUAAUCGAGGUGAGUGCACCGGACCCGUUUGUCCCCGCCUUGGACAGCAACUGGGCCCCUCAGCACACCAUCCACCGGCUGGACGAGCUGAUCCAAGAACUGAGAGACCGGAGCGCCCUGGCGGCGGAGGAAGAGAGGCAGGGAAAUGGGCUUGGCACCCCAAUCCCUGAGAUCCCAGAGGAAGGCAAGACCCCGGAGACACAAGAGGAGGAGCCGCCACGAGGCACCUGUGAGCAGUGGCUUUCCGAGUGGGCCCUGGAUUGAGGUUGCCACGGGCCCCUUCCGGUUGAGGAACUUGUACCUUUUACUGCCACUGUGGAUCUGGGCAGAGGCUUCCCCUAGUGGAUCCCGGGCCAAAGCCUGUCUUGUUGUUCUCUCUCACCAUUCCCUGGAAAUGCCCCUGCGAGGGUCAUGCUCCCAGACUGGAAUUUGACCAUAUGCCUGAUGAGCUUUUUAAUUGUGGGCCCUCAAGCUGGCUCAUUUCAUUCGCCGGAUGGGAAAGCCGGGCCAAGUUUGGGCCCUGAUAUUGACACUGAAGACACUCGAUUGACGCAAUUGGGCACCGUCUUGGCUCACAAACUCCCAGGGCGAUGUCCAACCAAGGCCGCAUCUCCACCAUGCUUUUAAAGCAGCAUCAUACCACUUUGAACAGUUGUGGCUUUCCCCAAAAGAUCCUGGGAACUGUCGUUUGUGACCCCCCCUCCCAUUCCUCAUCACAGAGCUGUAAUUCCCAGAGUGCCUUGGGAAGAGAGACUGAUUGUUAAACCACUCUGAGAACUGUGGUUAACAAACCAGUUCCUUUGAGGAAGCCACAGCAGUUUAAAGUGGUAUAAUGUUCACCGUACGUUUAAAGCAGAGAGAGAGAAUAUGGCUGACCUUACUUACCAUUGAAAAGCAUGCCUUUGCCAAUUUUAAAACAACGGCCUCAAAUGUCUGCAUGUUACACGGAUGUGUGUGCGUGUGCAUGUUUGGAUUCCAGCUUUUACCUGUCCUGCAGUGGCAUUUCUGGGGCAUUGUCAUAUCUGCUCCACAAAUUUUUAUUUUUGAAAAUACCACCUUUGAGUUCAUUUUGUUGCAGGGAAGGUUUUGGGAUGACCUUAAAUUAGGUUGCCAUCGUGGUGCCCAUGAGCACAGUGGUGCCCUUGAGGUCUUCUCAUCGUGCCUGCAAAGCUUUGGAGCAGCCCCCUUCCCUCUGCCUCCUUUGCCAUGAGCUGCUGAGGGUGGCUGAUUCCUGCUCCCUUGGAAAGCACACAGAGCUGAAGUUGGAAGUUGGAAGAGUGACGCUGUUGGCCACUGCCCCUUUCAGCUGCAUGUGCUUUCCAAAGAUCAGAUGAAUUCUGCUGGACCUGAUCUUUACCCAGAUCCCUUUGGAAAAAGAUGUAUGUUCAUGGGCACGUUCCCUCUCUGUUUGGAAAUGGGGGGUCUAAUCGGGGGGAGUAGGGAGAGUAGCUACCAGAUGGGCAGCUGCCCACAGCACUUGCUCAAAAAUCCAAAUGUCUGUAGGCCUAAAAAGAUUGGCGAUCCCUGCCUUAAAUUUACACACACACACACACCACUCUCUUCCUCCCCCAACAUUAGCCCUACCUCAAGGGUGGUUCCCUAGAGGGCCAGAUCUAUAUCUGCCCUACCCCUGGGGGACCAAAUUUGCCAGGUAGGCGGGGCCACCUCCUGUCAUUUACCUGUCGCUAAAAUGAUGUCAGAUGACGAGGCUCCUCUAAGGGCAAUUCCCACCUUCUCCCAGGGCUUGCUCACGAAGGUUGUGCGUUGAAGCUCCUCCUGCUUAAGACAGAGGGAGGUGGGCUGUUGCUCCAUUUUAGCAGGGAGGUUCCAGGCAAAGCCCUGCAUGAUCCUGGAGCGUGGCAUGCGCCACUGUCCAUCAGUUGCUGGAGCAUGCCAUAAUCCACAUCGGGAGCUCACUGUAAGCUCCCAAUAGUUCCUUUGAAGCUGUGACGGUACCACCCCCAUACCUGAUGACACACAUGAUGCCAGGUGGGCGUGGUUUGCCAGGAGUGGUCUAGAGGGCCACACUGGAACUUCUAGGAGGCCGCAGUUGACCUGCAGGCUCGAGGUUCCCCAUGACUGCUGUAGCUCAUGAAGCAGGCUUCAUGUUCUUUGACUCCUGGUUGGUGCCUAGAGACCCAAGCAGUCACAAGGCAUGUAAUUUUCCAUUUUGGCACAGAAACCAGGGCUGUGGAGUCGGCACACCAAACCUUCGACUCCGACUCCUCUAUUUUUCUACUGUCCGACUCCGACUCCACCCAAAAUUGCUUCCAACUCCACAGCCCUGGAAAGGGCUGUAAAUGUCUUUUUAAAUUGGAAGCUCUGAUAAGAGCAUUUUUAUCCCUGCCUGAAUAUGCGCUGAUCUUGGCAUCACAGCAUUUGUCUUCAUCUGGGUCCUGUGGCAUACACGGACACACAAAAUGUUUUCCAUCUUGAGUUAUGGUGAAAUGCUCAACUACAGCUGACUUCAUGGGAAGCUUCUUUGACAUUUUGAAUUUAUAUUUUAAAAAAAUUGUCAAUCAAAAUUUGAGUCGGAACAUUUCUACCGACUCCGACUCCACCCAAAAUUGCUCCUGACUCUGACUCCACAGCCCUGUCAGAAACAUGUUCUUUUCCACCAUUCGUUUAUUUUGAAACAGAUGAAGUAUCUUGUCUUCACGGCUAGGCUUGAAAAUGUGCCUUAUGAGAGGGUUCCAGGGAGUUGCGAAUGGGAGUCUCGCAUUGCAUGCAGAUCCUGUCUCCAUGCUUCUGCAUGUUUCUGCAUGCUUCUGCAUGUUGCGUCUCUUUUCCUUGCAAAUUUCCUUGUGAAACCUCUUAAAACCUUGCCAAUGUUUUGAAAAAAGGAUGUUGCAUCCAAGUGUAGAGCAUGCCAUGAAUGUUUGUGCACAUUAUGUCAUGCAAGCAGAAUUUAAGCCAAUCCCAGAAUUUGUAAGCUACGCUGUGGAUAUAUUAAAAAACACCUGCUGCCCAUUUUGCCAGCCCACUAAACUUAUAUUUGAUGUGGGAGGCUUGGGGCGUUUCUCACCACUAGAGGGCGCUGCUUAUAUAAAGAUAGCCUGGAUUCUGUGGCUGCAAUCCUUAAAACACAUUUUUGUUUGGAAAGAAUAAAUCACACUGAAAUAAUUAAUCCCCCCUCCAAAAAAUGUGCAAAGGAUUCUUAAGACUUUAAUAGAAUCUUAGAAGGAGGAGAGCAAGGGGGUGCCUCAUAGAAAAAAGGAAGAUUUGAAAUGGAUGAGCUGUCAGAUUUAAGGCUGAAAUUUUGUAUUGUAGACUACAAAUUUUGUAUUGUAGAUUACAAAUGUCACAUUUUGGGUGCUUGACAGUGUGUGACUAGAGAUGUAAAAUUUCAGGAAAUUUUGAAGUCAUGGAAAAAAAUUUUUUCCCUUUUUCCCCUGAAAAAAACAAUUUUUUGGAAAAAUUGAAAAAAUGCAAUAUUAGCACUUUUUACAGAUUCAAAGUCACUUUGUUACUUCAGGAAUAUAAAAUGUAAUUAUGUACAAGUUGGUUUGGCAUAAAAUUAUCACAUUUGGUAUAUGAAAAGUACAUUUUAUUCAAACAAUUAUUACAAAUUGAAUUUACUUUUUAAAAUUUUUCCUUUUUUUGGUAACAAAUGGAGCUAGAAGCUUCAUUUUUUCCCCAUUUUUUGGGAAAAAAGAGCCUUUAGGGAAAAAAAUGGUUUUCUCCCAAAAUUUUCUGUUUUUUUUCCUGGGCCUUCCUAUCUCUAUGUGUGACAUCGAUUGGUUUAAUCAGUUGAGAGCCUAACCCUAAGCAUGUUUACUCAGAAGAAAGUCCCACCAUAUUGCUGGAGUAAGUAUGGAUAGGAUUGUGGCAUCAAUUGUUUAAUACAGGCUCCCUCAACCAGCUGCUUUCUAGAUGCUUUGGACUACAACUCGCAUCAUCCCCAGCCAGCAUGGCAUCGUGAUGCUGGGGUUCAUGGGAGUUGUAGUCCAAAACAUCUGGAGGGCACCAGGUUGGGAAGGGCUGGUUGAGUUGAUUAAUUCCUGUGCAAAUGAUCAUGGUGUUCCACAUGGUUUAUUUUUUCUUAUUUAUUACACCUACCCACCGUUACGAAUGCACUAACUUAGAGGAAAUUACAAAGAUCAUUCCAUAUAAUUGGGAGGAAAUUUUUUUUAAAAAAUCGGUGCCAAUUACAGCUGCAGUCUGCUGCAAAAAGUCCGUGCCAGUCCAAAAAGAUGGCGGACUGUCAAAUUCAGUCAGAAUCCGGUACUAAGUCUGAUUUAGCAGAUAUUCUGUCCCACCCCUAGUAACUACUAAGAGAAUAGGUGUACUACUGGUAAAAAAUAGAGAAAAAGAAGCCCAGUGCUACUUUAAUGUGCAGCCUGUCUUAAUGUGAGCUCCCUGCUUAAUCCCUGCUUCAGCUGAGCAACUCUUUACUAGUUGUGCAGGGGGAAAAACUAACUUGCAUUAAUAUUGGCUUUAGUGGAGAAGUGUCCGAUGAAAUGCUGCCUGGGGCUGUUGCAUAUUCUGGACUGCUUUUCCUUGGAGCACAUGAUGCAACAAACCACCUUUCUCUUUAUUUUGUUGCCAGUUGCAUUCCUCUGUGUUGGAAUUUGUUGCCACAAGAUGUUGCUUAGGUGACUUUAAUUAGAUUAGAAAAAAUUGUGGAGAAAAAGAGAAUGUGUUGAUCUCCAAGUGUCACUUGUUGGGGGGCAAUCAAGGGAGAGGGUCAUUACCCUCGUGGUCUGCUUGUGGGCUACUGUGGGAGGCAAGAUGUUGAACUAGAUGAUCCAGAAAGAUGGGUCCAAAUGGGCAUUGCUUCUUAUGGAAAGGUGCUUGGUUACAUGGUUAAUAAAGCAAUUAGCUCUUUGGCGGAUGCUAUAUUGUAAAUGAAACCCAAAAGCUGCUUAUAGAGAAACUUAAAGGCACAAAUCUUAGCAGCUCAUGGUGUUUUCUUUUUUUUAGGUGAACAAUUUUAAUCCCCUCCAAAUAUGCAGAAAUAUCUUCCAUGAACAGCUUGCACUAGACAUUUAUACUGUAUCACAUUCCUCAGUCUCCACUCAUAAGCACCCAUUACUCAUUUAGAAUCCCUUAAAAUGAAGCUUGUUGUGUUUCUGAUGAUGCAAUAUUAUGCCCCCGUGGUAAGGAAGAUUGGUCUGUCUGUAAUCGUGAGUGAUUACCGGAUCUCCCAGAAGAUGGGAAAGAAAUCUUCCGAAGUUGUUCUCAGGGUGCUCAAACUGUGGGUGGCUCAGUUAGCUGUGCAUCUGCCAUUGCCAUGUCAUCACUUUCUUUCCACCAUAAAAAUCCCCACUGAAGUUGUUCUCGUUUUGCAAAUGUAGCAAAAUCCAUCUCUUUGCCCUUGUGCAUGUUUUGUGACAAACUCUGUUUAAGCACAUUGGAGAGAAGUUUUGGUUACAUUGAUAUGCAGCAAUUAUCACAUGAUAUGCAGCAAUCAUCUUGCCUGCUAAGUUACGCAACAGAUGACGAGUGUCUUUUUACUAGUUUCUCAGAAUGCCAUACUGAGAGCAGGAUUUGAAUUGUGAUUAAUGAUGAAACAUAUGGUUUAAAAUUUAUUUUUGCCUUUAAAUUGGUUUUGUAUGAACCUGAAAUGGUUAACUGUUGCCAAAACUAAGUGAAACCAUCUCAGUAUUUUUUCCUGAGGGCCAAGCCACACAAUUCCUUUCUGUCUCCCACAAGGUGAUUUCUGAAAUCCCUUCAAGGCACAGUAGCAAAGACACAUCUCGUGAACGGAUCCAGCCCACAUGGUGGGGUCCUCAUGCAGCCUAUCAGGAUUUCUGUCUGGUCCUAAGGGUUCAGGAUGGGCUGUGUAUCGCUGCCCUGUUUUCUGUCACAAAAUCCCUGAGAGCUGUAACACCUGUCUAAACCUGGCCCUCUAUCUACAAAAUGAGUUUUGUGAAGGUUUAAUAUGUGGCGCUCCUUUUUAAUGAGAUUCACGUAGAAUAGUUUUUGGACAUACUUGAUAUUAGGCAAACAAAAUAACUGUGCUGCAGUUAGAAAAGGGCUUUAAAAAAAUAAGAAUCACUUCAUGAGGGGUAGGGGUGGGGGGAAAGCCUUGCGCCAUCUCAGCUGAAGCUCAGACGGCAUGAUGCCGGACACUGAGCGCCAUUUUGUGAGGGUUGUGUGCUUGAUUGACGAGAGCCUGGCCUUUUUUCUAGUGUUGGGAAAUAGGAUGACUUCUGAAUGCAACACAAUUCCAUCUUCGAUGCUUCAUUGACUAAACUGCAGAAAGAACCUUUCCUUUAGCAUGUUCCAAAGUAUUUGGGCUAUUUUUGUUGGGCUAUUUGGGCUGUGCUUUUAUCCAAUAUUGCAAGGACAACUAGAAAUGAAUAUAUAUUUUCGUUAACCUGAUAUUUUGCUAAUUGCGAGAUGGAGAGAUCUAUUUUAGGAUAAAAUGUUCACAAUGGCCAAUGCGCAUUUUGACCUGUGGCAUUACAUGUGUUUCCAUACAUAUUGUCACCCUGUGCUUCCAAUUUGCAUUGUCUGUACGUUGGUAACAUAAAUUAAAAGUGCUGUGAUGUGGGAUUUUUUUGUUUUGGAGGUUUCAAAAUACUUCUUGUUAUUGAUUGUUUCACCUAUGUGGACAUUACUGAAAUAAACCACUUGGGAUA
Molecule: messenger RNA, 7382 nt
Organism: Rhineura floridana
Lineage: Eukaryota; Metazoa; Chordata; Lepidosauria; Squamata; Rhineuridae
Gene: RPUSD1
Product: RNA pseudouridine synthase domain containing 1
Exons: 6
Coding region: 142-1059 (305 amino acids)
Biological process (GO): pseudouridine synthesis
Molecular function (GO): RNA binding; pseudouridine synthase activity
Source: RefSeq, a predicted model, not a curated record